CACACUGACACUCCUCCUGUGAGCAUUAGUGAGGCAGCUUGUGUCCCUUAUGUCUCUAUGGAGGGAACAGAACACACUUCCCAGAGCAGCACAGCAGAGACGGACAGUGCUCCCAGGAUGACGCCCCAGGUGUCGACCUCCAGUGGACUCAGCGGCACUGCUAGGAUGAGAGCAAGAAGGGGAGACACAGCUGUAGCCAAUCUGGAGUAAAACAUCCAGAAGCACAAACGCCGGGACUGCAACUUUCACAGCUGUGUCCAAGCAGAGGGUUUGCUUUCAGUUGAUGAAACAUGAUCAGAAGAUGCAAUCAUGCCACAGAAAAAGGAGUCUCAGAGAAUAAGGCUUCUUUCCCACUCGCCAUUUGUGGUCUGAAAUUGAGAUGCUCUUUAAAGAAUAUCUUCAAAUGUCCCAACAGUGCUGUUAAUUCAGCAGUCUGUCGUUUAUCUUAUUUCUCCAGCUCUUACUGAGAGGAAACAUUAAAGGCUCCACUGAUAGUGCUCCUGGGGACUGGGGAAUAUUUCUUAUGAAGUCUUUAAAACUUUACUACUGUUGACUGGGAGGAAGGAAAAAUGUCACGGAAAAUUUGGUGAGCGUUUUUUUUUUUUUGUCGCAUAAGAUAGGGUGAGAGUUACAGUUAGUAAAAAUGUUCACGGGGUGCCAAGUGACCAGUGCCCACAGCCAGUAUCUAAGCAGGGACAAUACCGGGAUAUACCCAGGACUGGAUGUGAAUAGACAGAUGCAAAUACAGAAUAGUGGAAGCAUGGCGAUGUGCUCUGUGUACCAGGGUCAGACCUAUAACCCUCCAGUCCAAACACCAGUGGUCAACAGUGUCCCAAUCCCACCAAAACCAAUGCCACCUAUAGCCCCACCUCCAGCAGUCAAACUAGGACAAGAAGGCUUCAAAAAAGUCUGUAGAAGUGAAGAGGACAGCCCCAGCCCAUUUCCAGGACUGCCCUCCGGAGUGUUGGAGAUGCGCGUGAAGGAGGGUAGCAAAAUCCGUAACCUAAUGGGUUUCGCCAUGGCUCGGAUGCAAGGCGACAAGGGAGCGAGUGGAACCGAAGGCAGCGCCAGAGGUCUAAGGCAGGUGGUCUUCAGCGGGUCGGGCCGAGCUGUUACCAAAACGAUCACUUGCGCUGAGAUCAUGAAGCGGAAAGUGGGCUCCCUCCACCAGCUCACCAAACUGCGGUACAAAACAGUCAAAGAGGUGUGGGAGAACAGCGAAGGGGGGGCGUCCGAGAUGACAGUGCACAGGUCAGUCCCUUCCAUCAGUAUUUUGCUAUCCAAAGACCCGCUUGACCCCACAGAACCCGGCUACCAACCUCCGGAGGCUCUGAGUGCGCUUUGGGAGGAGAGAGAGGGGUUCAAUUCAUCACAGUCAGCAGCAUGUAAAAGACCUCCAGGACCUUUGCCAUACAGCGCGGCUUUUCCCCCCGGUAAAAGAGUGUGUCUGGGGGAAGGGGCCCGGGCGGCGCUCCCCCCUCUGUGACUCCAGGCUGGACUUGUGUCAAACAGUGUAGAGGAUUGAAUCAGAAGGAGUUCAUUUGGAGCUGCCCUCCGCUCAAGCACAAUGCUGAGACAAUCAGAACACUCACUCAGAUAGAACCGUGCACUCCAAGAAGAACUACUGGAGGGCAUAGUACCAUUUUGAAGCUCGACUCAACAGCAUUUAAUGGGAUGUUUUUUUUCUUGGGACGUCCUGCAUCACAUAUCAAAACUGACAUUUUCAUCCAAUGCAUUUUUCACAUUGAUAUGAGUAAAAGCCAUGAAAGUCACAGGGAACAGAUUUCUGCUUGCAUCCUGUGAGAGACUUUUGGCCCUUCCAUCGUUACUAUGUAGCUUCUGAAAGAAUAAAAAACAAAACUAUUUCAAGCCAUUGAUAAAAAUAAAUGCAAAUAAUUCCAUGUCUGAUUACAAAAGCAAAUUAAAUAUUGUCUCCAUCCGCCAUUUUAUUUUGUAUUUAAUCUUCCCAACUUUCACACCCCAUUUGCAAAGCUUUGAUUGAACUGACUAAAGGAAAUCAGUGCGUUGAUGGUCUGAUAAUGGAAGUCAAAUUUGUGGGUAGAAAAGCAGAUUUAAUGACAAAGCUGUUGAUAAGGCGCAGCUCCCUGUAACCACCACGGUCUGACAGGAACGCCCAGGGCAAAAAUACAGGCUAAGAUUAUCAUUAAGAUAGCAACAUAGCACAACACAGUGUGGAAAUGGAUUAAAACUAGGUCUGAUAGACUCUCACAUACUAUCCUGCAAAAUAUAAGGCAAGUCAACCAUGAGAUCCAUUCUUUGAACCACCUGCCUUUAAAAAAAACGCACUACCUUUUAGUCUAACAAUACGGUCGACAGGGUAAGUCAAAUAUUCCUCCAUAUUGUUUUGAUCUAGUUCCAUCUAUUAAUAACGCAAAACAACAGAUAACAAACAUAGGAAAUAAAAAAAUAAAAGCAACAUGAGUCACUUCUUGUCAGUAACUUAAGAACAAUUCAAUUUUGUCAAAUGAACCAAAGUUUUAGAGUGAAAAGGUUUCGCCACUCAUCCCAUCGGCUUCUUCGGUUCGAGCGGCGAAACGUCUUCGGUCUAAAACCUUUUUCUUUUGCUAUGGAUCAUACCUGGACGAGUUAGGGAUUACACAGACUUCUUGUCAAUAAGUAAACAUGACAUUUCAUUAGAAUAGUUUUACAGAACGUUCAUUCAUUCUGUAAAUUUGACUGAUUUCUAUUCUGAGAAAUACCAUAAAGAAAAAAGUAAUGUUCUUUUUUAAUUUCCAUGUGAAUUAUAAGGUUCUAUCUGAGGUUCUUUGCUGAGUUAUUCAUAUAUUCUCUUUCCUGAAUACUUUUUACUUUAGGUAUAUAUGAGCAAAAACCUAUUUCCUGAUUCCAAUGUUCUCUAAAACUGCUCAGAACUUUAAACCUCAAUAUCUCAGAACUACCCAGAACGUAACUAGAACCUUAUAAUUCAAAGGCGGUGAUUUAAACUAGACAUUACUGGACAAAUAACAACGGCAAUAUAGAAUGUAUCUGUAUAUUCUGUGUAAUUCCACGUCUUAAUUCAGACCGUAGCAUCGUGAAAUCCUGUAGGACUGUUACCAUCUCAUCUGCUCUGACUUCAGGGUAUAAUAAAUUACACUCGCUAACUCUUGUCUGCAGCCUUACCAUUGAUCUUAAUGAAAAUCUCCAAAAGCAGAUGUUGCCCUCCUUUGCUAUAUUAAUCAAAGUGACAAUACGCUUCAAGGAAAUGCUAAAGCUUCUUCUUCCUGACUACCACAGAACAGUUUUAUAUAAUGGUCAGGUGCCACGCAGAGUGAUUAGCCUCCCUCUCGAUCCCAUUAAGCGCAUCACGGUAUAGCAGAGCAUCCAAGGUUGAAUAAGGAACGCUGCAACGGCAACAGCAUGCAGCUAACUGUGUGUCCUUAAGUCUGGAAGGUUAUCACUAUGGGUCAUUGUUAUCACACAGUUAACAGCUUUUUACACAAGAGCCCAUGAGGAGAGUUAGUCCUAGAUGUCGGUCAAAGAGAUAGUGAUGCUAUAGGUAAAUUUCCUAUCGACCCUCAUCUCUUAUCAAGCAGAAAGUUUCCCGGGCCCAAUGCGGAAAUACAGGAGAAGGUAAUUGGGGAUAGCAGCGCUGCAUACCUGAGUGAGAGAACAGAUAAAAUGUAGUGACAAAAGUAUUAUCCCAGAGCCAAAUUCAAUGUGACUGGCAUGAAAUGGUUGAGUGUACGAGUCGACAAAGUGCAUUAGAAGGUGAGGAGGGUUAUUUACCAGAGCCUCUCUACAGCCGAUAAUGUUUGUUUUCAAGUCAAGGUUGAUUAG
Messenger RNA from Periophthalmus magnuspinnatus, 3798 nucleotides. Its product is annotated as ribonuclease P protein subunit p25-like protein. Lineage: Eukaryota; Metazoa; Chordata; Actinopteri; Gobiiformes; Gobiidae. Gene Ontology annotation, molecular function: RNA binding. Gene Ontology annotation, biological process: tRNA 5'-leader removal. The record is from RefSeq and is a predicted model, not a curated record. Gene Ontology annotation, cellular component: ribonuclease MRP complex. Bases 644 to 1486 code for a protein of 280 amino acids. The transcript has 2 exons.